Messenger RNA from Apodemus sylvaticus (European woodmouse), 4149 nucleotides. It is a transcript of the gene Itga7, whose product is annotated as integrin subunit alpha 7. Gene Ontology annotation, biological process: cell-matrix adhesion; integrin-mediated signaling pathway; cell-cell adhesion. The coding region runs from base 174 to 3716 and encodes 1180 amino acids. The transcript has 26 exons. Gene Ontology annotation, molecular function: integrin binding. Gene Ontology annotation, cellular component: integrin complex; external side of plasma membrane. The record is from RefSeq and is a predicted model, not a curated record. Lineage: Eukaryota; Metazoa; Chordata; Mammalia; Rodentia; Muridae.
CUGGUCCUGGGGCAGCGGAGGGGAGGACUGAAGAGGGGUGCUGAGGUGAAAGACUGGCAGACCCGGAAAGAUCGGCUAGAUUUCGGAAACCUGAAUACCCCGGGGGAGACCUGGGCCUCCGCGCGCGCGACGAUUUCUUCGCACUAGCAAGGAGAAUACGGAGCGUGGGUCCCAUGGCCGUAAUUCCGAGGUGCGAUUUCCUCCGGCCCCCCGGAAUUUGCUACCUUCUUAGUUCCUUGCUCGCCGGACUGCUCUUACCACAGGCCAUCGCCUUCAAUCUGGAUGUGAUUGGUGCCAUACGCAAGGAGGGAGAACCUGGCAGCCUGUUCGGCUUUUCGGUGGCCCUGCACCGACAAUUACAGCCCCGACCCCAGAGCUGGCUGCUGGUGGGCGCUCCCCAGGCGCUGGCUCUUCCUGGACAGCAGGCAAAUCGCACCGGAGGCCUCUUUGCUUGUCCCCUGAGCCUAGAGGAGACAGACUGCUACAGAGUAGACAUCGACAGGGGAGCCAAUGUGCAGAAGGAGAGCAAGGAGAACCAGUGGCUGGGAGUCAGUGUCCGGAGCCAGGGACCCGGGGGCAAGAUCGUUACGUGUGCACACCGAUAUGAGUCUCGACAGAGAGUGGACCAGGUUUUGGAGACCCGGGAUGUGAUUGGUCGCUGCUUUGUGCUAAGCCAGGACCUGGCCAUCCGUGAUGAGCUGGAUGGUGGGGAGUGGAAGUUCUGUGAGGGACGCCCCCAGGGCCAUGAACAGUUUGGAUUCUGCCAGCAGGGCACAGCUGCCACCUUCUCCCCCGACAGCCACUACCUCAUUUUUGGGGCUCCAGGAACCUACAACUGGAAGGGCACGGCCAGGGUGGAGCUCUGUGCGCAGGGCUCGUCGGACCUGGCACAUCUGGAUGACGGGCCCUACGAGGCGGGGGGCGAGAAGGAUCAAAACCCCCACCUCAUUCCGGUCCCUGCCAACAGCUACCUUGGGUUGCUUUUUGUGACCAACAUUGAUAGCUCAGACCCUGACCAGCUGGUGUAUAAAACUUUGGACCCUGCUGACCGGCUCACAGGACCAGCCGGAGACUUGACCUUGAAUAGCUAUUUAGGUUUCUCCAUCGAUUCUGGGAAGGGUCUCAUGCGCCCAGAAGAGCUGAGUUUUGUGGCAGGGGCCCCCCGUGCCAACCACAAAGGGGCUGUGGUCAUUCUGCGCAAGGAUAGCGCCAGCCGCCUGAUACCUGAGUUUGUGCUGUCUGGGGAGCGCCUGACCUCUGGCUUCGGCUAUUCACUGGCUGUGACUGAUCUCAACAAUGAUGGCUGGGCAGACCUGAUUGUGGGUGCCCCAUACUUCUUUGAACGCCAAGAAGAGCUGGGAGGUGCUGUGUAUGUGUACGUGAACCGGGAUGGCCGCUGGGCAGACAUCUCUCCUCUCCGACUCUGUGGCUCCCCUGACUCCAUGUUUGGGAUCAGUUUGGCUGUACUGGGGGACCUCAACCAAGAUGGCUUCCCAGACAUUGCUGUGGGAGCCCCCUUUGAUGGAGACGGGAAAGUCUUUAUCUACCAUGGGAGCGGCCUGGGGGUGGUCAUCAAACCUUCACAGGUGCUGGAGGGCGAGGCGGUGGGCAUCAAGAGCUUUGGUUACUCCCUGUCGGGUGGCCUGGAUGUGGAUGGAAAUCACUACCCAGACCUGCUUGUGGGCUCCCUGGCUGACACUGCUGCUCUGUUCAGGGCCAGACCUGUUCUACAUGUCUCCCAAGAGAUCUUCAUCGAUCCAAGAGCCAUCGAUCUGGAACAGCCCACCUGUGCCGAUGGACGCCUGGUCUGUGUGUCCGUAAAGAUCUGUUUCAGCUAUGUUGCUGUGCCCAGCAGCUACAGCCCUAGUGUGGUCCUGGAUUAUAUGUUAGAUGGGGACACGGACCGGAGGCUCCGGGGCCAGGUUCCACGUGUGACUUUCCUGAGCCGAGGCCCGGAGGACCUCAAGCAUCAGUCCUCAGGCACCGUGUGGUUGAAGCACCAACAUGACCGAGUCUGUGGAGACACUGUGUUCCAGCUGCAGGAAAACGUCAAAGACAAGCUACGGGCCAUUGUGGUGACCCUGUCAUAUGGUCUGCAAACCCCUCGGUUACGGAGGCAAGCGCCUGGCCAGGGGCUACCCCCUGUGGCUCCCAUCCUCAAUGCUCACCAGCCCAGCACCCAGAGGACUGAGAUCCACUUCCUGAAGCAAGGCUGCGGGGAAGAUAAGAUCUGUCAGAGCAACCUCCAGCUGGAGCAGGCCCAGUUCUGUUCCCGGAUCAGCGACACGGAGUUCCAGGCUCUGCCCAUGGAUCUGGAUGGAAGGACUGCCCUGUUUGCACUGAGCGGGCAGCCGUUCAUAGGCCUGGAGCUGACGGUCACCAACCUGCCCUCUGACCUGGAGCGGCCUCAGGCGGAUGGGGAUGACGCCCACGAAGCCCAGCUCCUGGUCACCCUCCCAGCCUCUCUGCGCUACUCAGGGGUCCGCGCUCUGGACUCUGUGGAGAAGCCGCUCUGCCUGUCCAAUGAGAAUGCCUCUCAUGUCGAGUGUGAGCUGGGGAACCCUAUGAAGAGAGGCGCUCAGGUCACCUUUUACCUCAUCCUCAGCACCUCUGGAAUCACUAUCGAGACCACAGAGCUGGAGGUGGAAUUGCUGUUAGCCACGAUCAGUGAGCAGGAGCUGCAUCCGGUCUUCGUUCGCGCUCAUGUCUUCAUCGAAUUGCCGCUGUCCAUUUCGGGGGUGGCCACUCCCCAGCAACUCUUCUUCUCUGGCACGGUGAAGGGCGAAAGUGCUAUGCGGUCUGAGAGGGAUGUGGGCAGCAAGGUCAAGUAUGAGGUCACGGUCUCCAACCAAGGCCAGUCGCUCAACACUCUGGGCUCUGCCUUCCUCAACAUCAUGUGGCCCCACGAGAUCGCCAAUGGAAAGUGGCUGCUGUACCCCAUGCGGGUGGAGCUGGAGGGCGGACAGGGGCCUGAGAAGAGAGGGAUCUGCUCCCCAAGACCCAACAUCCUCUACCUGGAUGUGGACAGCAGGGACAGGAGGCGGCGAGAGCUGGGGCAGCCAGAGCCACAGGAGCCUCCAGAGAAGGUGGAGCCUAGUACAUCCUGGUGGCCAGUGUCCUCUGCCGAGAAGAGAAAUGUGACUCUGGACUGCGCCCAGGGCACAGCCAAGUGUGUGGUAUUCAGCUGCCCACUCUACAGCUUUGACCGCGCAGCCGUGCUUCAUGUCUGGGGCCGCCUCUGGAACAGCACCUUUCUGGAGGAGUACAUGGCUGUGAAAUCCCUGGAAGUGAUCGUCCGUGCCAACAUCACAGUGAAAUCCUCCGUCAAAAACUUGUUGCUCAGAGAUGCGUCUACGGUGAUCCCAGUGAUGGUGUACUUGGACCCGAUGGCCGUGGUUGCAGAAGGAGUUCCCUGGUGGGUCGUCCUCCUGGCAGUGCUGGCUGGGCUGCUGGUGCUGGCCCUGCUGGUCCUGCUGCUGUGGAAGCUGGGAUUCUUCAAGCGGGCGAAGCACCCCGAGGCCACUGUCCCCCAGUACCAUGCAGUGAAGAUCCUUCGGGAGGACCGGCAGCAGUUCAAGGAAGAGAAGACGGGCACCAUCCAGAGGAGUAACUGGGGCAACGCCCAGUGGGAAGGCUCUGACGCGCACCCCAUCCUAGCUGCCGACUGGCACCCUGAGCUGGGUCCCGAUGGACAUCCCGUGCCGGUCACUGCCUGACUUCUCCUGUCCCAGGCCCAGCCUGUGGGUUCCUUCCACCCUUUCCCAUGAAUGGGAAUGGGAUUUUCCCAAGAACUUCCUUGGGUGGAGCUAGUGGAGCAGGCUGCUGGCACCACGCUGAAGCACGGCAGGCUCUGCUUUCUCAGGGGCACAGAUCUCUCCCACCGUGAGAACCACCCCUCCAUCUUCCCUGUACAAUGCUGUGAGAUAAGAGGCCAUGGCUGGAGGGGCAGGCAUGUCCUGAUGCAGGAUGGGGAGAAGGGGUCCUGAGCUGCCUCUUACCCGCCCUGUAAAACCUGUCUUCCCCAAAGUGCCUUAGCCCGAGGGUCAGGGAAGAGAUUGUGUCACUGUCUCAGGGCCCUUCCGUCCUGAGUCCUCCCUGCCCUCUGGCCUUGGUGCGCUGUACCAGCCCAGUGGUUUUGUCUAUUUAUUA